GGCAGUACUCGGUGGCGUAGGCACUCUGUUUGGUUAACGGUGUACGCGAUGGUGAGGGGGUGGUCAACACGACUACGAGAUAUCAAUAGAGUCUUAGGUGAACUCUGGUUACACCACCUCUGCUCAUCAAGUUUGAUAGUUGGAGAUGGAACUUCUCUCCUUUCAUCUCAACCUACAAUCUAUGGGAUGCUUAAUAUGCAGCUCCCGAAACGACAAUUUAACUUGGAUUGAAUUUGGUGAUUGCGAGUUCAAGUUCGAAUAUGCGUUACUUUGUUGUUAGAGAUGUAUUAUCUCGUCAUGCUCAAUCGCAUUCAAUAGAACGGGCUCUGUCUUCAAUAUGUACGAAGACCACUCACCCCUCGCUAGGUCCGGUCCCCCUCACAUGGGCGUCUCCAUUGCAUUGUAUGUCUGAGAACAACACGUUUCUACGACGAGCAUUCAGUAUUGAAAGGAGAACUCGUGAGUGGAUUAGGAAUCAGUCUUUCGUGGUUAGAUUCGCUAAUCUCGGGUUUAGUGGCGGAUGACAUUCCUCCAAGGCCGUCGAGAUCUCUCGCGGGGAAAGUCGCUAUCGUGACAGGAGCGGGUUGCGAAGGUGAUGGCCUCGGUAACGGUCGAGCAAUUUCGAUUCUAUUAGCCGAGGAUGGAGUCUCUGUCGUGUGUGCGGAUGUACACCCCUCAUGGGCUAAACACACCAGCGAGAUGAUAGAAGCAGAAGGCAAAGGGGAGAGUACUAGCUGCCAGGGAGACGUUACGAAGCCCAUCGAUUGUCAAAACAUUGUAGAUGCAGCGCUGUCUAAGUUUGGGCGAAUUGACAUCCUGGUCAACAACGUAGGCAUCAUGGGCGCCAGAGGCACUGCCACAGAAUUUGACUUGGAUCAGUGGCGUCGUGGGCUCGACGUAAAUAUCACAAGUAUGGCAAACAUGGUCAAGUUCGUCGUGCCCGAAAUGCGCAAGAAUACCGAGUCGCCAGAAGGGAUUCGAGGAAGUAUCGUUAAUAUUGGAUCCGCCGCGGGGUUAGUAGGGGGUACUCCUCAUCUGCUAUAUCCGACAAGCAAGGGUGCUGUUCUGAACAUGACACGCGCCAUGGCAGCGCAUCACGGAUCGGAUGGUAUUCGUGUGAACUGCGUCUGCCCAGGUUAUCUCUAUACGCCCAUGAUAUACGCAAAAGGAAUAAGCGCACAGACCCGAGAAGCGCGAAGAAACAGUACUCUCCUGCGAACAGAAGGUAAUGCGUGGGACUGUGCGACGGCUGUUAGGUUCCUGGCUAGCGAACAAGCUCGUUGGAUCACUGGGAGUAUUCUCACGGUGGACGCCGGAACAACCGCCGUGUCCGCUGUCGAACAUGUGUGAAGACGUAUUAAGGGGUUUGAUGGAUGACCGACGUUUAAUGAUGUGGACUUGAUAUGUGCUUUGACCCUUUACUUACAUGCUCGUUCUAUCGGUGGACUAUAUAUGAAAGUGCCUACAGCCAUCUAAUUCACAGUUGACUCUUGAUGGAUAGGGUUAUAACUUCAUAGGCCAGGUAGGUCCAUAUUAGUCUUGGUCAUAUAAUCCGGUAACGGACGAGUCGAC
Daldinia vernicosa is the source of this 1572-nucleotide messenger RNA. RefSeq lists its product as uncharacterized. NCBI's taxonomy places the organism in Eukaryota, Fungi, Ascomycota, Sordariomycetes, Xylariales, Hypoxylaceae. The transcript has 2 exons. The coding region runs from base 700 to 1350 and encodes 216 amino acids. The record is from RefSeq and is a predicted model, not a curated record. Gene Ontology annotation, molecular function: oxidoreductase activity, acting on the CH-OH group of donors, NAD or NADP as acceptor.